Messenger RNA from Nothobranchius furzeri (turquoise killifish), 6934 nucleotides. The record is from RefSeq and is a predicted model, not a curated record. Lineage: Eukaryota; Metazoa; Chordata; Actinopteri; Cyprinodontiformes; Nothobranchiidae.
ACAUCUGGUCAAAAAGGAGACACGAGACUGCAUGUGUCCCCUCUAAAUCAGCCUGCCUUCAUCCCACCAGCUGAAGCUCAGAGCCUGCAGCUCUGAACACAGAUAAUGAAAUGUCAACAAUAACAUUCUCUCCUCAAGGUCCAAUCUUUUAGGACUCUUCAUGCCUCCAUAUAAGGAACACUCGCAGCCCGGAUUUCCUAAAUCAGAUAUGAACUUCUACAACUUAUAAGCUAGAUAAUCAUUAAAUAAAUGUUUGUUUAUUGCUACUUGUAAUAAUUAUAAUAUAAUGAAAUGUUUCAUUAAUCUGUGCUCAAUGAUUGAAGUUUGAAAUGAAAGUUAUGUUACUAUUACAGUGAUUGAAAUACGUUUCAGCAUGUUUACAUGACACGUCAUAACCAUUUGCACUCCAACAAGGACAAAGUAAGGUUAAGUUAAACCAUGACACAUAAAUAGUCCUUUACCCCAGUCAGAGCCUCUGGUAUCAAAGAAGGCGUGUUUCUGAGAUUCUUGGUAAUAUUCCUCGAACUUGUCAACCUCUGGUUGGCUACACAAAUCAUAACAUGAGAGCAUUAAAACCAGAUUACUCUGGUGAUUCCUCAGUUCUAGAGAACGUUUCACACCGGCCAUCUGAAGCAACACCUCUUUUAACCCAUCAAAGCUUUUGACACGUUGUCAAAACCUUUUUGCACCUGCGAAGCUGAUGAAGCAAACAGUUCCUACAGAACAAGCUGAGAUUGUUUAGACUCCUUCAGAGUCCCAGACGCGCGGUUCCAUCCAUCUGUUGUGACCCGAGACAUCUCUGGACUGGAGAAGUCAGUGCUGCGGUCAGUCUGCUGGACCUUCGGUGCCGGAGGUCAUCCGACCUCUCCGACCUUCGGAUCCACAAAGGGGGUCUCCAGAACGGGUGAAGUAGACACACAGAUAGCGUCUGAUGUGUUUUGAUAACAACCUACUUCAUAGCUUAACGCAAACCAAAUUCUUUUACAUCCAGAACUCAGCUCUCCUAGAUAAAGAAGUUCUGACUAACAUCGCAUUCACACAUAGGUUCAUCCAUCAUCUUUAGUUCCAUCCGUCACAGUAAAAUGUCAGUUAACUUGUCAUGUUUUAAUUGUCGGUAAAAUAAAUUCUUACUUUUAUAAACCUGACUCUUUUCUGAAUCAAAACGAAGUGUGUACAAUCCCCUGAUAAAUAAAGGAUCCUAGAAUCUUCUGAUUAAACACACAAAGACCAAGCAGGAUGAUAUUCUAUAUUUAGAUAGAGUAUCACAUCUUAUUGGUCAUAAGUAGAGGUAAUAUAUAUAUUGAGCUCUUAAAGCACUCAGUUUACCACACACUUCACACACUUCACUUCAGAGUUGACUACUGUCACAUGACCAAAACAAUUACCACAUGACCACCCCCUCUCUUUCCAAACAGACACAGAAACAGCAACCAGAUGGAAAAAACUAUUAGUUGUUAGUAUCAGCCCAGUUUUACUUAUCGUAUCAAUACCGAUAUGUUAGACGAUAACUAUCAUCGGCCGAUACCAGUGUGAUGCUGAUUUAUCCUGCAUCCCUAGUUUUUAUAGGAUUUUACCCACUUGAAACAAUUUCAUUUACUGGAUCUGCGGGGAGCCGCAUCAUCUGAUAUUAUGUAAUGUGCUUUGUUGAACGACAAACUUUGUUUAUACCUUCCGUUACAAACUUGAACCUUUAGUGCUGUUUGUGUGAGUCCUUUCGUGCCGUUCCAUUAUCAGCAGUAUUGUCUAUGUUGUUACUCGGCUGGCGUUUGUCUUCCCAGGGGUUCGUCAUGGCCUUGAAAAGGAGACGGGCGACGUCCCCCUCUAGCAGUGUGAGUGGAGGAGAUUUUGACGAUAGCCAGACUUCGUUUAUGUCUUCAAUUGGGAGAAAGAGGAGAAGGACCUCAAACAUUCCAACUGUGGAUCCUAUUGCUGUGUGUCAUGAGCUGUACAACACAAUCAGAGACUACAAGGAUGACCAUGGCAGGAUGCUGUGUGAGCUGUUUAUCAGAGCCCCCAAACGAAGGAAUCAACCAGACUACUACCAUGUGGUGUCUCAGCCCAUCGACAUGAUGAAGAUCCAGCAGAAAUUAAAGAUGGAGGAGUACGACGACGUGGAGCAGCUAACCAGCGACUUUCAGCUUCUGUUCAACAAUGCAAAAAUGUACUAUAAGCCAGACAGUCCUGAACACAGGGCAGCCUGUAAGCUGUGGGAAAUCUACCUGCGGACUAAGAACGAGUUCAUCCAGCGAGGGGAGUACGAGGAUGAUGACGACGAUGGAUACGAUGCUCAAGACAAUCCUGGAGGCUCCACUGAAGAUGAGAGUGUGUCUGCCUGUUUGAAAGAGGUCCUGGAGCAGCUCCUCGAUGCUGUCGUGUCUUACACGGAGCCUAGCGGUCGCCUGGUCAGCGAGCUGUUCCAGAAGCUUCCCUCCAAAGUGCAAUAUCCAGAUUAUUACGCCAUCAUCAAGGAGCCGAUUGAUCUGAAGGUCAUCGCUCAGAAAAUCCAGUUGGGACACUACAGGAGUGUCGGUGCCAUGGCUAAAGACAUCGACUUGCUGGUAAAGAAUGCCAAAACGUACAACGAGCCUGGGUCGCAGGUUUUUAAGGAUGCUAACACCAUUAAAAAGACGUUUGCACAAAAGAAGUCUGAGAUGGAGCACGGAGAGCCCAUUAAGUCCAGCAUUCGCAUCAGGAAUAAAAGGACGGCUCAAGGAGACCGCCUCUCCGCAAUCACUAUGGCUCUGCAGUAUGAGAGCGAUGAGGAGGGUAUACUCUCUGGGUCCGUCCACUACGAUGAGGGGGAGUCCGAGGCAGAGAGUAUGAUGUCCAACAUCGACAUGACGAAUCCCAUCUUCCAACUGUACGAGGCCGUGAGAGGAGCCAGGAACAGUCAGGGCCAGCUGAUUUCUGAACCCUUCCUGCAGCUGCCCUCCAGGAAGGACUACCCCGACUAUUAUCACCAGACCAGUCAGCCCAUCUGUCUGCUGCAGAUCAAGAACAAGAUGAAGAACAACGAGUAUGAGAGUGUCGAGCACAUCGACUCUGAUCUGACGCUGAUGUUGGAGAACGCUAAACGCUACAACGUCCCUCACUCGUCCAUCUAUAAGCGUGCUCUCAAACUUCAACACAUUCAGCAGAUGAAGAGAAAGGAGCUCCUCCAGAGAGCUGAGGAUGAUGGCGACAGCAUGCUCUCCUCUGCUACGUCGGACACCAGCAGCACUAAAAGAAAAAGCUACAAGAAGAAUACAAGAAAAAAUCGCAUGAAGGCCCUGCUGAUGGCUGUGACUGAAGCUCGAGAAGCCGGCACCGGGCGCAGGCUGUGCGACCUUUUCAUGGUGAAGCCGUCAAAGAAGGACUACCCUGAUUACUACAAAAUUAUCCUGGAACCAAUGGACCUCAGGACCAUUGAACACAACAUCCGCUCAGACAAGUACAUGACCGAGGAUUCGAUGGUGGGAGACAUGAAGCUGAUGUUCCGUAAUGCACGACACUACAACGAGGAAGGCUCUCAGGUCUAUAAUGACUCAGACAUCCUUGAGAAGAUCAUGGAAGACAAACGCAGAGAUCUUGGGCCAGCCACCGAUGACGAUGACAUGACUUCUCCAAAGUUAAAAAUACGGAAGAACAGCAUGUCUCUGAAGAAAUCCAAGUAUCUAACACCCCUACAGCAGAAACUGAAUGAGCUCUAUGAAGCCGUGAAGAACUACACGGAUAAGCGAGGUCGUCGCCUCAGCACCAUCUUCCUGCGGCUUCCAUCACGCGCCGAGCUUCCUGAUUACUACAUCGCCAUCAAGAAACCUGUAGACAUGGAGAAGAUCAAGAGUCACAUGCUGGCUAACAAGUACCAGGAUGUGGACGCGCUGGUGGAGGACUUCGUGUUGAUGUUCAACAACGCCUGCACCUACAACGAGCCCAAGUCUCUGAUUUACCGCGACGCUUUGCUGCUACACAGGGUGCUGCUGGAGACGAGGCGCGACCUGGAGGGAGGAGAGGACGCCCAUCUGCCCGACGUGCCACGCCUCAUCCAGGAACUCCUCCGCAGUCUCUUCGUUUCUGUGCUCGGCCACCAAGAUGACGAGGGACGUUGCUACAGCGAUUCGCUCGCUGAGAUCCCUGCUGCAGAUCCCGUGAACCCAGAGAAGCCGCCACUCAACUUCGAGAUCAUCAGGAAGAACGUGGAUCGAGGACGUUACAAGAGGCUGGAUGUGUUUCAGGACCACAUGUUUGAAGUUCUGGAAAAAGCCAGAAGGUUGAAUAGGACUGACUCUGAGAUAUUUGAAGAUGCAGUGGAGCUGCAGCAGUUCUUCAUCCGCAUCAGAGACGAGCUGUGUAAGAACGGAGAAAUCCUGAUGUCCCCUGCCCUCAGCUACACCUCCAAACAUCUGCAUAGUGAUGUGGAAAAGGAGAAGAAAGGAAAACUUCCUAAAGAGUUUGAGGAGGACAAAAUCAAGAGAGAAGAAGAGAAAAGGGAGGCUGAGAAGAGGGAGGACUCUGCUGGAAGUUCAUGGCAGGUUCAGCGUACAUAUAGCCAGGACUGCAGCUUCAAGGACAGCAUGUACCAUGUGGGAGAUUAUGUCUACGUGGAGCCUGCAGAGCCCAACCUCCAGCCACAUAUUAUUUACAUUGAACGACUUUGGCAAGAUGACACCGGAGAGAAGUGGUUGUACGGCUGCUGGUUCUACAGACCCAAUGAAACGUUUCAUCUGGCCACAAGAAAAUUCUUGGAGAAAGAGGUUUUUAAGAGUGACUAUUACAACAAAGCUUCAAUCAGCAAGAUUCUGGGGAAGUGUGUGGUUAUGUUUGUGAAGGAAUACUUCAAGCUUUACCCUGAAGGAUUCAGAUCGGAGGAUGUCUAUGUCUGCGAGUCUCGCUACUCCGCUAAGUCCAAGUCCUUCAAGAAGAUCAAGCUGUGGGCCAUGCCCCUGAGCUCUGUUCGGUUUGCUACCAGAGACGUGCCCCUUCCCGUAGUCCGGGUGGCUUCCAUGUUUGCCAUCAAACAAGAGGAGAAGCCACCAGAGGUUUUAGAUGAAAGCAAAAUGGCAGAUGCCAUGACAGACAAGGACAGGGAAGACGUUCCCCUGGAUGUGAGCAACGGGGAGCCGGGUUGUCAGUACCACGAGCAGCUUUGUUACAACAACCUUUGGCUGAAAGUGGGAGACUGUGUUUACAUCGGUUCUCACGGACUUGUGCGCCCCAGAGUGGGCAGAAUCGAGAAAAUGUGGAUGCGAGACGGCGCGGGCUACUUCUUCGGCCCCAUUUUCAUCCACCCUGAAGAGACGGAGCACGAGCCCACUAAGAUGUUCUACAAGAAGGAGGUGUUCCUCAGCAACCUGGAGGAGACUUGUCCCAUGACCUGCAUCAUAGGAAAGUGUGUCGUAGCCUCUUUUAAAGAAUAUUUAUCGUGCCGACCCACCGAAGUGCCCGAGGAGAACGUUCUCCUCUGUGAGAGUCGCUACAUUGAGAGUGAAAAGCUGAUGAAGAAGUUUAAGGGUCUAAAGCGAUUUUCACUCUCAGGGAAGGUGGUGGAGGAUGAGAUCUACUAUUUCAGGAAGCUCAUAGUUCCCCAGAAAGAGCCAUCGCCUCUCCUUGACAAGAAAAUAGUGGAGCUCGAGGCCAAGUUUGCUGACAUGACAGAUGAGGAGCUGGAGGAUCUUGGGGAUGAUGAUGGUGACCUGGGCGAUCAUUCUCUUCCUCAGAUGCAGUCUUCCAUGUCGAGUGACAUGGACAUCAUGCCUUACACCCCUCCACAGUCGACUCCUAAAUCGUUAAAGGGACUGUCAAAGAAGGAAAGGGCAACAAGGAAGAUCAACAUGAGUGGCUACAUCCUGUUCAGCAGCGAGAUGCGAGCGGUCAUCAAAGCCCAGCAUCCAGACUUCUCCUUUGGAGACUUGAGCCGGCUCGUUGGCACAGAGUGGAGGAACCUGGACAGCUCCAGGAAGGCGGAGUACGAAGAGCGAGCAGCCAAAGUGGCCGAGCAGCAGGAGCGUGACAGGGCCCACCAUCACUCAUCCCCUAGAGCAGGUACCCCAAUAGGGGCGCUGAUGGGGGUGGUGCCUCCCCCAGCCCCCAUGGGGAUGCUAAAUCCCAGCAUGACGCCUGUGUCAGAAUGUGUGAUGGGUGCAUAUAGGACCGCUAUGAUGCGCUCACAUGUUGAAGGCAUGGUUAGUUUGGCUGGUAUGCCACCACAUCACACGGGGGUGCCUGCCUUCCCCCAACAUCUCCUGCCCGUUAUGACUGGGUUUCCUGGAACGCCGUCCUUUGGUGUUAACGGGAUGGGAAGCGGCGCUGCAGCAGGAAGCAUUCUUGGAUCCCAGCUUGGUUUAACAGGCUCAGGGCAGCAGGCUCCACCUCCAUACCCAGGACAAGGUCACCUGGGACAACCUUCUCUCCAGCAACCCUCCACACCGCUGUUUGUCUCUCCUCCAGUCAGAUCUCAGCGGCUGCUCCACUCCGAGGCCUACCUCAAAUACAUCGAGGGCCUAACUGCAGAGUCCUCCACAGUCAGCAAAUGGGAUCAAGCUCUCACCGUUCAAAAACAAGAUGUGCGCCUAACAAAGGAGCAAGAAAGCAGACUACCAUCCCAUUGGCUGAAGAGCAAGGGGGCCCAUAAGACUAUGGCGGAUGCUCUUUGGCGCCUCCGUGACCUGAUGCUGCGAGACACCCUAAACAUCCGCCAGACGCACAACCUGUAGCAUGUUGAUGUUACGAGCCUCUGUUCUCAAACCUGUUCAACAGGAAGAGGUUAAAGCUCACUAAAAGUCUUUAUUUUAUGUUGUCAUUAAAAUAAUGAAAUAUCUGUGUUCAUAUAAGGUGCUUUCUGUGCUGGAUCAGAUUUUUUUUUACAUUUCUUAUCUACAGAUCUAAGUGCAUUAUUGUUUGACUGCUCAUUUGUGAUGAAGGCUCUCAUGUUCUCACAAUAAACUGAAGAAUUGAA